Messenger RNA from Echinops telfairi (small Madagascar hedgehog), 3199 nucleotides. RefSeq names its product chromatin assembly factor 1 subunit A (gene CHAF1A). Gene Ontology annotation, biological process: nucleosome assembly. Gene Ontology annotation, cellular component: CAF-1 complex; nucleus. The record is from RefSeq and is a predicted model, not a curated record. The transcript is spliced from 15 exons. Bases 1 to 2853 code for a protein of 950 amino acids. Lineage: Eukaryota; Metazoa; Chordata; Mammalia; Afrosoricida; Tenrecidae.
AUGGGGAAACUGAGGCCCGGAGUUCUUCGGGCUCGGAGACUAGAACAGCCGCGUCUGCCGGUCGGGCCAGGCCCAGCCAUGGAUUGCAAAGACAGACCAGCUUUUCCAGUCAAGAAGUUAAUACAAGCUCGCCUGCCUUUCAAGCGCCUGAGUCUUGUCCCUAAGGAGAGAUCAGAUGAUGGCUUAGAUGACGGAAGAAGCCCCCCGAGUGUGUUGCAGAAUAAAGCCCCUGACCCCGAUGACUCUCCGGACCCCUUGGAGAGCGACUGCCAUGAAGCUGCAGAGAUCAAACUGCGACCAGAACUUGUCAACGGCAAGGGCCCUUUAGAUAACUUCUUGAUCAGAUGCCGGAGCAACCCCAGCGUGCCCACUGUCCUCAUUGACCUGACAGAGGACUCAAGUGAGCAGGCAGACAGCCCCAUGGACCUCAUUGAGCACAGUCCCAAAGCCUCGCCACCCCGGGCAGCGCUUAACGGGUUGCAGGAGGAAGGCCAAGGUGAAGGCCAGGACAAGUUGGCGUCUCCAGAAGGGCCCCUCCCUGACCUGCCCUUCCCUGCACAGGAGCCUGACUCCCGGGACAGCAAGAGGCCUGCAGACAGGCUGGAGGGCUGCCCCAAACUGACAGCUGGCCAGAGCACAUGCCCCCAAAGGGGACAGCAGCCAGGUUGGAGGCAGGCAGGGGGCAUCCUGUUCCAAGGGAAGGUGCCCGUGGUGGUCUUGCAGGAUAUCCUGGUGACCGGAGUGCCCUGGGCGAACGAGGGGCUGGGUUCUUGUCCCGAAGAAGACUCUGUCCUCAGCCACUCCUCUCUGAGUUCGAGCUCUACUGUCAGUUCCCCCGAGGGGCCACCUGCUUCUAGGAGACCCUGUAUCGGUGGCCCCUGCCCUGCCCCCACACCUACCGGCAGAAUGACCAAGAAAUGCAUCAAAGACUCGACAGAGAAGCACCAGCUCAGACUGCAAAGAGACCAAGAGCGCCUUGGCAAGCAGCUGAGGUUACAAGCAGAGAAGGAGGAGAAGGAGAAGCUGAAAGAGGAGGCCAGGAGGGCCCGGGAAGAGGCCAGAAAGAAGAAGGAGGAGGCGAAAGAGCUCAAGGAGAAGGAGAGGAAGGAGCGGAGGGAGAAGGAGGAGAAAGAGAAGGCCGAGAAGCAGCGGCUAAAAGAGGAGAAGCGCAAGGAGAGGCAGGAGGCGCUUGAGGCGAAACUUGAGGAGAAAAGGAAAAAGGAGGAGGAGAAACGGUUAAAAGAAGAAGAAAAGCGAAUCAAAGCUGAGAAGGCUGAGAUCACCCGAUUCUUCCAGAAACCAAAGAUCCCACAAGCCCCCAGGACGCUGGCUGGCUCCUGUGGCAAGUUUGCCCCGUUUGAGAUUAAGGAGCACAUGGUCCUCGCCCCGCUGAGCCGCACGGCCUUCACCGAGGGCCUCUGUGAGCAGCUCGACAUGGCCCUCCAGCAGCAGAGUGGCGGCACCUCCUUCCUGCAGGAGCUGAAAGGCCGGCAGCCCCUCAGAUCCGGGCCCACCAUCAUUGGCAGCCGGGAUUCCAGCAUCUUCAAUAGUGACGUGGUGAUCGUGGAGAGCGGCGAGGCAGGCGGUGUCCCCGAGCGCAGGAAGUUUGGCCGGCUGAAGCUCCUGCAGUUCUCUGAGAACCACCGGCCGGCGUACUGGGGCACAUGGAACAAGAAGACAGUGGUCGUCCGUCCCCGGAGCCCUUGGGCCCAGGACAGGAAGCUUCUGGACUACGAGGUGGAUAGUGAUGAAGAGUGGGAGGAGGAGGAGCCUGGAGAGUCCCUGUCCCACAGUGAAGGGGAUGAUGAUGAUGAGCCAGGAGAGGACGAGGAUGAUGACGAUGGCUUCUUUGUGCCCCACGGGUACCUGUCGGAGGAUGAGGGCGUGACGGAGGAGUGUGCCGACCCUGAGAACCACAAGGUCCGCCAGAAGCUGAAAGCCAAGGAGUGGGACGAGUUUUUGGCCAAGGGGAAGCAGCGCUUCCACGUGCUGCAGCCCGUGAAGAUUGGUUGUGUGUGGGCGGACGCUGAGGCAGGCUCUGCUGACCUCAAGGUGCUGCAGCAGUUUGCCGUCUGCCUGCUAGACACCGGGACCCCCGAGGAAGAGCAGACACCCACAGCCUCCAAGCGGGAGAGGCGAGACCAGCAGAUCCUGGCCCAUCUGCUGCCGCUGCUACAUGGGAACGUGAACGGGAGCAAGGUGAUCAUCCGGGAGUUCCAGGAGCACUGCCGCCAGGGCCUGCUGGGCAGGGAGGCCACCAGCCCCCCGAGCCCCAGCCACCCACAGACCCCCACGGCCAGCGAGGAGGCCAUCAUCCCCUCCAAGACACAGCUGAAGCGACUCAUCUCUGAGAACUCGGUGUACGAGAAGCGGCCGGACUUCCGCAUGUGCUGGUAUGUCCACCCUCAGGUGCUCCGGAGUUUCGCCCAGGAGCACCUGCCCGUACCCUGCCAGUGGACCUACAUCACCACAGGGCCCACUCCUGCCACCACCACAGCCACUGCCACAGCCACAGCCACAGCUACUACCCGGGAGGACGAGGGCCAUCCUGCUGCUGCAGGGCCCAGCCUGGCUCCACCGCCCCCACCGCCACCCCCACCCCCACUGAAGAGGAAGUCGGCAGGCAGCAUGUGCAUCACGCAGUUCAUGAAGAAGCGCAGGCACGACGGGCAGGUUGGAGCUGGGGACAUGGAUGGCUUCCAGGCGGACACGGAGGAGGAUGAGGAAGAGGAGGGUGACUGUGUGAUGGUGGACAUCCAAGAAGAUGGGGAGAUUGAGGGUGAGUGUGGCGCCCCCUCAGGAGCUGCAGGCUCGCUGCACGUGGACCCCGUGAGUGAGCUGCUGCUGUCCUGAGCAGCCUCGGCAGGGAGGGCGUCUUAGGCGCACAUUGGAUACUUGAAGAUACUGGCAACCCCACGACAGAGCACUUUGUCUGCUUGGCAGCCCUCUGGGAGCCGGGCUCACACAGGAUGCUGGACUCAUUCUCUGCUCUCUGUAAAAAUUGCCCCCAAAGCUGCCUUUUAACCUGUCUGUCCCUAGUGAAGCGUUACUGCAGUUGGCCAUGGCCCAGGGCAGGGGCCGAGGACCAGUGUUUAUUAAUGAAUUGGUAAUCUGCAGGCCGACCGCCCAGCGGGCAUAUGUGAUAUGGGCACCUUGGUGUCACUGGGGGGAAGUGUAUAAAUGGAUUCUCUAGCCCCAA